AUGGAAGAGGUUUUCCUAAUUUUAUUCAUAAUCAGUGGACUUAUCAUUGUUUGGGUUCGCCCAAUAAGGAAUACCAUGAUUGCUUGGAAAGAAUACAAACGAAAGUGGCUGAUUUAUUGAAUGAGUUUAGGAAUUUUGACUUUCCUUGAAAGAAAUUUAUACCCAAACUUAGCUCGAAGUUUUGGAUAUUAUUUUAUUAGAACAAUAGGUUUAUUUUAUAUUUCUGAGCCUGUAUUAUUAAAUGACAUAAAAAAAGGCUUUGAAAAGAUAAAAUCAGGUGGCAGAGACAAUAAAGGUUUAAGCACAUCUAUUGAUAAAAUCUCAGAAGCCAAAAGUAUAAAAGAACUUGAAAUCUUAUUAGAAACCAAUAUUCCUAUAAGUCUAGGUGAAGCUGGAAUUCAUCCAUGGGCCACAAAUCCAACAACAAUGAGUUCUUUGACAGCUAUGAGGAUUGGCAUGAUUGCUUCAGAAAAUAAAUUUACUGAAGAAGACUAUAAAGAGAUCAUUAAAAGCAAAAUUUUAGAUAUCUUAUUAGACGGAGUCAAAACUAUCGAUCCAGCACAAAUUGAUAAUUGCCUACUAGCUUUGUCGUUUCUAUCAGAAAAAAACAAAAAAAUUCGGAAGCAUCUAUUAAGAAAAUAUGCAUUUGAUGAUUUGAGAAAAUGCAUUUAUGAUGCCAAAACGAUAAGAGCUUCUACAGCAGCAAGAAUAUGCAGGAAUAUUUAUUUUAAAAAUUUUGCUGCACAAAGAGAAUUUAUAGCGAAAGGAUAUAUUGAGGCUUUAAUGAGAUUAAUUAAAAAAUGCGAGUCAGAUCCGACAGGAACUUUGGAAAUAUUGCAAGGAAUGAUGGAUUUAAUUUUGGUAAUAUUUAUUUAGCUUAACGAAGAUAAGAUGAAUACACAAUCUAUACAUUUAUUGAGAAAUAUGGGGCUAAUAAAUAUUUUACAAGAAAUAGAUGCAAAGCACGGCUCAAGAAAUGAAGUCAAAAUUGCUUUAUCUAUGCUUACUCCCCCCUCCAUGAGAGAACAAAACCAUUAAAAAUCCCUAUUUUUUGCCCAAAAAAACCCACCCUUCGUGAGCGAACAGAUAAUUUUUUUAAUAUAACAAUUUUUUAAGGAAAAAAAUUUUUAUAUAUAAAUGAUAAUUAGUAUAAUGAAAUAUCUAACUAAUUCUGUUUAGUUUUAAACAAAUCAUUUUAAAACAUAAAUUUUACAAAUUUCGAAAAAAAAUUUUACUAUAAACUUUAUAUUUAAUUUGUUUUCAAAAACAAAAUUAACCCCUCUCCUGAGCGAACAAUUUUUUUUGUUCGCUCACGGAGGGGGAGUUAGGACAAUUCUUACAUCAGUUUAA
Molecule: messenger RNA, 1350 nt
Organism: Blepharisma stoltei
Lineage: Eukaryota; Ciliophora; Heterotrichea; Heterotrichida; Blepharismidae
Source: the annotation of a GenBank genome assembly